AUGACAAAUAAAUGGUUACUAUUGAUAUUAUAUCUUUUCAAUACUUUCUUAUCAAUUAAAUCUCGUGAAGCUUCAUUACAAUGUUGGAAAUGCGAAGUGACUGCUCAAUCAUCCGAAGAACCAGGUGUAUUUAUCGAUGAUUGUCAAGCGCAGUUCGAUUUCACUGAACAUACACUCGAAGAUUGUGAUGGAAAAUGUUGGAAGUCUAUUGAUUUGAUCGAUUUGAAACGUAUAGGAAAUAAUAGUGAAGAACGAUUGAAAUUAAAAGACAAAGCUUUGGCGUCACUUCGCUCAAGUCGUCGAUGUUUUUCAGCUGAUGAAUUACUUCGUGCGAAUGAAAUGGGAAUUGUCACAGCGAAUGGAUGUCGAAAAUUAAAACGAGAUUCCGAUAAGUCCAAAGAAAUUUGCUUUUGUUCAGAUCAAGAUAUGUGUAAUCAAGUCAUGAAAGUAUCCAAUUCUUUAUUUAUUCAAUACGCAUCUGUUCUAACUCUUUUCUUAUGUCUAUUGUAA
Adineta ricciae is the source of this 510-nucleotide messenger RNA. The record is from the annotation of a GenBank genome assembly. Lineage: Eukaryota; Metazoa; Rotifera; Eurotatoria; Adinetida; Adinetidae.